This is a messenger RNA of Racocetra persica, 930 nucleotides long. NCBI's taxonomy places the organism in Eukaryota, Fungi, Glomeromycota, Glomeromycetes, Diversisporales, Gigasporaceae. The record is from the annotation of a GenBank genome assembly.
UCAAAGCUACUGCAGGUGAUACCCAUCUUGGUGGUGAAGACUUUGAUAAUCGUCUUGUUAAUCACUUUGUCCAAGAAUUUAAGCGAAAAUUCAGGAAAGAUCUUACUUCAAAUGCUCGAGCUUUACAUCGUCUACGAACUGCCUGCGAACGUGCAAAAUGUACUUUAUCAGCAUCAGUUCAAACUUUAAUCGAAAUCGAUUCACUUUUCGAGGGUAUCGACUUUUACACCUCCUUAACUCGUGCUCGAUUUGAGGAACUAAAUCAAGAUUUGUUCCAAUCAACCAUGGAACCAGUUGAGAAAGUUCUCCGAGAUGCUAAAAUUGAUAAAUCUCAAAUUCAUGAAAUUGUUUUAGUUGGUGGUUCUACUCGUAUUCCCAAAAUACAAGAAAUAGUAUCAGAAUUCUUUAAUGGCAAGGAGCCCAACAAAUCCGUUAACCCUGAUGAAGCCGUCGCUUAUGGUGCAGCUGUACAAGCUGCAAUCUUGUCUGGUAAUACAUCAGAAGGCAUUGAUGACUUGAUGUUACUUGAUGUUGCACCACUUUCUCUUGGUAUUGAAACCGCAGGAGGUGUUAUGGUGCCACUUAUUAAACGAAACACCACAAUUCCCACCAAGAAAUCUGAAAUUUUCUCCACAUCCUCUGAUAAUCAACCAUCUUUACUUAUCCAAGUAUAUGAAGGUGAACGUGCUCGUACAAAGGAUAAUUACUUACUUGGUAAAAUCGAAUUGACCGAUAUUCCGCCUGCACCUCGGGGUGUACCUCAAAUCGAAGUCUCUGCUGUAGAUAAGACAACUGGACGAGCUAAUAAGAUCACCAUUGUUAAUGACAAAGGUCGAUUGUCUAAAGAAGAACUCAAACGCAUGAUUGCGGAUGCCGAGAAAUAUCGUGCAGAGGAUGAAAAGGUUGCUCAAAGUAUACAAGCACGUAAUG